Bombyx mori (domestic silkworm) is the source of this 4068-nucleotide messenger RNA. Its product is annotated as piggyBac transposable element-derived protein 4. Bases 1137 to 2750 code for a protein of 537 amino acids. The record is from RefSeq and is a predicted model, not a curated record. The transcript is spliced from 6 exons. Lineage: Eukaryota; Metazoa; Arthropoda; Insecta; Lepidoptera; Bombycidae.
UUGAUUUUAUUGUAUUAUUUGAGUCGUCUAUUAUCAAAGAUGGCAAUCUGUGCAUUUGGACAAAAAAAAAAUGUUAGUGAUAUGGCAAUACAGAUUGAUUUGAAUAUCAAUCGUCUCCUUCAAAGAAUACGGUUCAAAACCUGCAUUAAAAAUAAAGUAUUAACUUAACCUGUUAUUUAUCUAAGAUGUCGUUCAGAAGAGUUUUGUGAUUGCCAAUGGAAUACAAAGUCAAUAAUUCGUUUUUCUGAUUUACCAAUAAUUCUCCAAAAGUCACAUUGCCGGCUUUGAUAAUAGUCGACUCAUUUUAUGACUGAAAGCAGUGUUGUCAAUUUUAAGAAUGUCCCCAUAAUCAGUCUUUACAAAUAGUGUAAGGGCAGACGCUGAGUUUUAAAAAUAAUUUCAACUAUGUCAGUUUUCGGCGUUAUGAAUAUUUUAAUUAAUAAUUAACAUAUAUUACUAUAAAAAUAUACACAAAAUAUAUUACUAUACUAAUUAAAAACCUUUCUUUAGUUGACAAAGCACAUAAAGUCAGGGAAAGUGAAAUUAACCGUUGGUAGCACUAUACGGUACGGAAAAACAUGAAUUGUCAAAAAUGUCAUGUCUUGUCGAGUAAAACAGAGCAGUUGUUUUUACUGAUAAAUACUGAGUUUAUUGUGCUAAUUAGAUGUGUACUAAUCAUGUUCGGAAAAGGAUUGAACAUGACAUCGUUCUUUUGAGUGUCGGAACUAUACACGCGAGCAAAAGUUUGGAAUCACUUACUUGAAAUUGGUUCCGUGCGAUAUUGCUUACUAAAAAUUAUUUUAACUAUCAUAAAAAUUACAACACUUUAAAGGUUCAACGGUCAACUUUAAAUUGAUACCAAAUUCAUUCAAAUCGAGCCAGAAGUUAAGGAGCUAUCCCGGAUUAAGUGAAGGAGACUUCAAUCGAGGCUCAUUGAAGAGUUGCUGCCCGGUCGCCCACUGGAGAACCCACGGCACCCUAAGAGGGCAAGGGUGCUCCCUCCUAAGGUCGGGAAACACCCAGGAUCGGAGUUCUGGAGACCGGACCUUCCAACUCCGGACCUGGAUGCUUCGGUGUUAUCACCUGCCCUAUAUUUACAAUGUGGGCCUGGGAGUAGCCGGGCUAGCACCCCGGUCAUGGAGUGGCCCGGGACUAGCGGGGCCAGCACUCCGGUUAUGGAGCGGCCCGGGCCUAGCGGGGCCAGCACUCCGGUUAUGGAGCGGCCCGGGCCUAGCGGGGCCAGCACCUCGGCUACCGAGCGGCGUGUUAUCCCUUCGUCCUCUCGACCUCCUCGUCCUCUUCGCGAAGACGAAAUUAUAGCACUGCUGAAUUACGGCAGCGAAGAGGACUCUGAGGGAGAGGACGAAGAAAUUCUGCAGCCGUCGCUGGUUCCCCGGGCGACCAGGAUGUGGCUGGACGAAGAGGAUGAGGAAGUUGAAGAGGAAGCGGAGAGGCUUAAUAUUAAUUUGGAGUGGCCUCGACCUCCUCAACCUCUUCGUCCAUCCGCAUCUGCUCCAGUGGACGUCUCACCGACGUCCACAUUAGAUCCUAUAUAUAAGUUUAAAUUCGAAUGGAGAAAUAUCUCAAUGCCUCAAAUAGAACCUCAUUUAAGGCGAGAGCUUUUCUCCGAAAUUAUUGGUCCAUCGGUUUCUUUCGCGACUCCGUACGAUGCAUUUAUUGCCAUAUGGGAUCGUGAAAUUAUGCAAGUCAUAGUCACGGAAACCAACAUUUAUGCACAGCAGGUGGCAACGGCCAUGUUGGCGAGUGGGACGAUCGGCCCUCAUAGUCGGAUUACUCGAUGGCAAGAUACGAAUGUAGACGAACUUUACACGUAUUUUGCCAUCGUUCUGGCUAUGGGGGUGGUCGUCAAAAGCUGCUUAGAAGAUUAUUGGCAUACCGCUCGGGAUAUUUUUUAUACUCCGGGUUUCGCAGCGGAUAUGUCAUAUGACCGUUUUCAGCUGCUGUCCAAAUGCCUCCAUUUCAAUAAUAAUGAGUAUUGCGACAUUACAAUGUUGACACGACGCCAGGCCAAGCUCUACAAAAUUCAGCCCAUAGUAGACCAUUUAAAUACAAAAUUUUCGGAGCUGUACAAUUUGAGUCGAAAUUUAGCAGUGGAUGAGAGUUUGACGAUGUGGAAGGGCUGGCUUGAUAUAAACCAGUUCAUUCCUAACAAGGCAGCGACAAUUGGGAUCAAAACUUAUGAAGUGUGUGAAUCGCGGAGUGGUUACCUGUGGCGGUUUGAAGUUCACGCAGGCCAUGACAUCUCGACUUCACAGGACGAUCCAAUUUCUGGCACAGUACCAGCUCUCGUGCUCAGACUUUUAAGUGGUCUUGAGCAUAAAGGGCACACAAUAUGGAUGGAUAAUUUUUAUAACUCUCCAGCGCUAGCCCGAGAACUUAAGACCCGCGGCUUUGACUGCGUGGGCACACUGCGGACUAACCGACAAUUUGUGCCGUACGAAUUGACGUCCCUUACAAAAAAGGAUAUGACAGUCGGUCAAGUGACGGGAUGCACCUCGGGAGAUGUGGAUCUUUUGGUGUGGAAAGAUAAAAACCGGGUGGCUUUUAUUUCCACAUACCAUGGUCUCGCAUCUGUUAGGUUUGAGGAAAGACUGAAGCCGACUGUCGCUUGCGAUUAUAACGUUUGUAUGGGCGGAGUAGACCGCAAAGACCAGCAGCUCGCAAUGUACCCCAUAGAAAGAAGAAGGACAAGAGUUUGGUACAAGAAGUUGUUUAGAAGGGUGUCUUGAACUCACACAUACUACACCAAGAUCAUUCAUUUUCACAUCGUAAUUUCCGGACGGUGUUGAUCACUCAAUUAUUGACUAGACAUAGAAAACGUCCUCCACCUAGCACACAACUCACACCAACACAAGUGCAUUGCCCGGCACAAUAUGACUUGAUCAAAAGCGGAAAAUCCGACCGCCUUAGGCAAGCAUGUAUCGUCUGCUCCAAGUGGACUAAUUCAUAUUGUAGAGCCUGUAACCAGGCAAUGUGCACCUACUCCUGCUACGGGAUACACCACGCCACAAAUUGACACUUUACCGCUCAUUGACACUUUUUAUACACACACGCCCACGCACACACACAGGGUAUAUAGGCACUAGUGUUAAAGAUAUUUCUUGUAGCCAGACGAACAUACCUGAUGGUGAGUGGUUACCAUAAAAAGUUGCGACGAGCAUACCUGAUGGUAAGUGGUUACCGUAAAAAGUUGGUGGUUUGUUAUUGUUACCAUUCAUAUUGUUGCACAGUACUAAAAAAAUGCUGCAUGUGUUGUACUUUUUUUUUGUUAUUUGCCGAGUUAUGGCCAGCGUCGUGUCAACAAUGGAAUUCACAAUUAUUUAUUAAAUAUAUUGGCACAUAAAUUAAGUAUCAAUUGGAUCAUUGUGAGUGUUGGGUUAUUGUAUUUCACAAUUUAAUUUAUGUGCGAUCUUUUAACUGUAUUUUUUUUUAAUAAUAAUAAUAAUAUCACUAAAACACAUGUUUAUUUGAUCUAUCAAUCAAAUAGGUUCGAAAAAAAAAACAAAUAAUAAUGAUUAAUUUUAUUUUGAAUAAGUCCAUGAAGAAAUCCAUACUUAUUGACCAUUCGUUGUUAUUUUUUCACUAUAUUUAGGUUUUUUUUUUGUUUAUAUUUUUUUCCAGAUAUGUGCUGUUUUUCAUUGGAAUCAAUGCCCAGUUUCAUGUAAAUCUUGAAUAAUUAAUUAUUAUAGCACUUGCAAGCAUAUAUUCUGCAAAAUCUUAGUUUUUAUGUGACACUGUUUUUUGUACUAAUUUUAAGUGUCAUAUUUGAGACGUUCAUAUUCAAAAUCUGUAAAAUAAAACAGUGUCAUUGCUUAAAAUAGCUUGGCUAUAAGCUCAAAUUAUUGUAAACAAAAAAUCAUUUGGCUCUGACGCCAAGAACAUAAUAAAAACAAAUGAGUUACGAGAGCCACUCGAGUGACAUUUGACGAGGGACGUUUUUGUGUAAGCACGUGCAGUAUAAAAAAAAUGUACUGGAACAUGUGGCGGUUUGCCUUUUAUUUUAUCACGUAGGUUAGUUUGUUUAAUAAAUAUAUAAUAUUACAUCCA